Oryza brachyantha (malo sina) is the source of this 1819-nucleotide messenger RNA. Its product is annotated as CBS domain-containing protein CBSX6. The transcript is spliced from 2 exons. The record is from RefSeq and is a predicted model, not a curated record. Bases 310 to 1524 code for a protein of 404 amino acids. NCBI's taxonomy places the organism in Eukaryota, Viridiplantae, Streptophyta, Magnoliopsida, Poales, Poaceae.
GCUCGUCGCCUCCGUCCACAUCGUCGUCGCCAACCUCGCGCUCGCAUCGCAUCUCCCUGCUAAAAUCGUCUUCACCAGCUCAGCUCAGGCGACGCCCAUCUGCUCCCCUCCUUUAAUGGGCUUUCCCUCCCACCGACAUGGCCGCCGAUCCCCUCACCCGCCCCGCCGCCGGUGACCCCUCCUCCCCCUGCUGCUCCGCCGCCGCCGCGGCCGCGCUUGGGGGUUGCCUCGGCCUCGGCCCGUCCAGCCUCCUCCUGCACCUCCUCCUCCUCCACUCGCUCUUAUAGCCCCGGCGGGGCAUUUUAUUCGAUGGCCGCCGUGUUCUUCCACCACGUCGUCGGCGACCUCACCGUCGGGAAGCCCGAGGUCGCGGAGCUGCGGGACACCGACACGCUCGACGCCGCCGCCAGGGCCAUCGCGGCCAGCCCCGAGGGGGCCGUGCCCGUGUGGCGCCCGAGGGCCUCCCCCGACGAGCCGCCGUCGGGGGCGAGGUUCCUGGGGAUGAUCUCCGCGCUCGACAUCGCCGCGUUCGUCGCCGCCGCCGGCGUCGGCGACCGGGCCAUGGCCUCCCUCGUCGGGGAGGUCGUGCAGCCCAAUCCUGGGCUGCUCCGGGAGGUCGAUCCCGGCACGAGGUUGAUCGAUGCACUGGAUUUGAUGAAGCAAGGAGUGAAGCGCUUCCUUGUUCGAAAGAAUGGCACCUGGAGAGGCCUCUCCAAGCGGUUUUCAGUGCUUUACAAUGGGAAAUGGCUGAAAAAUAUGGAAGCGACAUCUCCAACCUCAGCUAGUAGCAGUACACAGCUGUCCUCCCCUACCAGUUCCACGUACAAGUUUUGCUGCCUCUCAAGGGAAGACAUUCUUCGGUUCCUUAUUGGAUGCCUCGGUGCCCUUGCGCCCAUUCCACUAUCUCCAAUCUCUUCACUUGGAGCCAUCAAUCCACACUACUGUUAUGUUGAGGCAUCUGUCCCAGCCAUGAAAGCAAUUCAGAAGGUCCCUUCAGACCCAAGUGCCGUCGCUGUGGUUGAGAUUACACCAGAUGGAACUCGCAAGAUAAUUGGAGACAUCUCUGCCUACAAGCUGUGGAAAUGUGACUAUGUUGCAGCUGCAUGGGCAUUGGCAAACCUAUCAGCGGGGCAAUUUGUCAUUGGCGCGGACGAUAACGAGUCGACACCAAUCUCAGCCAUCCCAGAAGCUCCCAUCAGCUCAUCAGCGGUGGAAGAGAUUGGACCUGGGCGCUCACCCAGGGCGAAGAAGUUCAGCAGCAGGAGCAUCGGGUUCCUGAACAGCCAGGCGCACCAGAUGGCGUUUGGGCGAAUGAGGAGCACGUACCGUGGGAGGAGCGCACCACUGAUGUGCAAAAGCACAAGCACACUCGCAGCGGUCAUGGCGCAGAUGCUGUCCCACCGUGCCACGCACGUGUGGGUGACAGACGCGGAGUCAGAGGAGGACGGCGUGCUCGUCGGCGUCGUGGGCUACACCGACAUCUUCAACGCCGUCACCAGGAGCGCUUCUCCGGCAACAUCUUGAAUCUCUUGAUGCUUACCGUAUGCUCCGUUGGUGAUUGGCCCCAGCGUUUGCCGUGUACUGUUAUUACAUUACACUGCACCUGGUUGGGUUUGUCUUUUGAGAGUUGGGGAGAUUCUUUUUUGCCUCCAUGGGACUGAAACUGGAUGGUAUGUUGUGAAUUCCUUGUGGAUUGGUGCUACUGUGGCAGACUGGGGCUUGUGCUUGGUGGAAUGGUAGUCUACCUAUCGUAUAUGGCAUAAUGUAUCGUCUCUCUGUGCUCCCUUUGUUCUUAUGAUCUUAUCGUGGUUUCUGUUCA